Molecule: messenger RNA, 750 nt
Organism: Rodentolepis nana
Lineage: Eukaryota; Metazoa; Platyhelminthes; Cestoda; Cyclophyllidea; Hymenolepididae
Source: the annotation of a GenBank genome assembly
AUGGCCUCGUUCUCCGAGGUGUCCUCGUCCACCUGCGAUCUCCCGAAAGCCAAGUCACCACCUCCAGUUAAAACCCGCCCUGAACCACCAGUUCGUCGAACUCCCGAAUUCAGCAGUCCGCCUCCGCCUUCAACACCAUCUCAUAAACUCAACCCUCUUGAAGUAGACACCAGCCCUCGAACCUCCAUUGAUUUAGAAAAAUCUUCUCCUUCUCUUAGUUCCGAGGAUGACGAGAAAUUCGUCGGCUCUCCAUCUCCCCCUCCUCCACCUCCCCAAAUGCAAUUACAUUACCCUUAUCCAGGAAUGCAGGGGAAUACUCACCAUCCUCCUGUUCGGGGUCCUACUCGAUCAGCAGCUUUUGGUGGAGGUAACAGUCCCUUUAGUAGCCCACCUGUUCAGCUUUCUACCAGUCCUAUCAUGUCCCCCAGCGCUCCACACUUUUCUCCGACCCGACCUUCUAUAUGCUCUCCGACAAAUACUCCUCAUCAGUUUCCUUAUACGCAACCUCAUCGGGUUACUCCCUCGAGUGGUGGUCUUCGACUCAACAGUGGUGUCAGUGGCUUGAAGAAACCAUCCACUCCAUCACUCCUGUCUCAGCAACAGGGUCGAGCUAUCCCAAUUACCAUGGCAACAACAGCCACUCAUGUGUUCUCGAGUAGGCCGAGUGGAGGGUCCUCUGGUUCUCGAGUGGCUGUUGCAGGUCGUACUGCUGCAACUGGUUCUGGAAAUAUGUACAUAAAUGGGAAGUGA